Molecule: messenger RNA, 858 nt
Organism: Plectropomus leopardus (leopard coralgrouper)
Lineage: Eukaryota; Metazoa; Chordata; Actinopteri; Perciformes; Serranidae
Source: RefSeq, a predicted model, not a curated record
AGAGAGCGAGAGAAAUCAGGCGAGCGGAGUCACGAAGAAGCCCGCAGGAGGAUGCGCUGUUAGCUAAAGAAGCUCAAUAAAUAAACUAAUUUAUCCGCCGCUGACAGCGUCAACAUGAAGCUGUAUUGUCUCUCUGGUCAUCCGACGUUGCCCUGCAAUGUCCUCAAGUUCAAAUCCACCACCAUCAUGCUGGACUGUGGGCUGGACACCACCUCCGUCCUCAACUUCCUGCCCCUUCCUCUCGUGCACAGUCCACGACUCUCCAAACUGUCUGGCUGGGUCUCUAAGGACGGAUCAAUAAACUUGGAGAAGGAGCUGAAGGAGUGUGCAGGACGAGUGUUUGUGGACUCGCAGCCAGAGUUUUGUCUCCCUGAGAGAGAACUGCUGGAUCUGUCCACCAUCGAUGUCAUCCUCAUCUCAAACUACCACUGUAUGAUGGCGCUGCCGUACAUCACCGAACACACCGGCUUCACGGGGACCGUGUACGCCACCGAGCCCACCCUGCAGAUCGGCAGACUGUUGAUGGAGGAACUGGUGAACUUCAUGGAGAGAGUUCCCAAAGCGCAGUCUGCCACCUGCUGGAAAAAUAAAGAAAUACAAAGGAUGCUGCCUGUGCCGCUGAAGGACGCGGUGGACGUGUGGACGUGGAAACGAAGCUACAGCAUGCAGGAGGUCAACUCUGCUCUCAGCAAAGUGCAGCUCGUCGGUUAUUCACAGAAAGUGGAGUUGUUUGGAGCGGUGCAGAUCUCCCCGCUGAGCUCCGGUUAUUCUCUGGGAAGCUCCAACUGGAUCAUUCAGUCUCAUCACGAGAAAGUUUCCUACGUGUCGGGUUCAUCCCUCCUCACCACACAUCCACAG